GCUGUGUGCAGCUCAGCAAUGCUGGGGUUUGCCUGCUCUCUUCAGCACCUGGCCCUGUGUUGGUGCUCCCUCUUUGUCUCACCAGAAUGAGAAAACCUGCUGAGCUCCCUCCCAGCUUCUGGCUUAAGGAAGAAGAGUAGAAAUAGAUUUUGGGACUGGAAAAAGGGCUUAGUGAAGACUUCCCUGCUGCCCCAAGGUCCUAAUCAUCCUUGUAGACUCUGGGCUGCCUUGUAAAGCCUCAGCCCUUGGGUGAAGACUGUUGGAUGAGAAACAAAAAUGUCAGCGCCCUAAGCAGUGACAGACUGAUCAAGGACAUGUCUCCUCCUCAGACAGAAACACCAUCUGUUCAUGAUGUUGAGUCUGACAUCCUUCAAAGCAAGAUUUUCCAGGAAUCCAAACUGGCGAGAGCAAUGUGAUUUGUGCUGCUGGUAAUUAGCAUCUCUUGUGGUCUGGCAUGCCGCAAGUUGACCAUCAGAUCUACUGCACUUUGGUGUGAUCUGACUGGCAGAGAGAGCCACGAUGUGACAGAGGAGGAUCAACUGGGUGUUUGCCUCCUGGGUGAAUAAAACCAUGUAACUUCAGGCCUCCUCUUCCAGUGAUGCUGCUUGCUAAUUGGACUGUCAGUGGGAACCUCUGAGAGCUAAACAGAAUAGACCAAAUCCUCCCUGCAAGCAGCUCCCCAGACUCCGGACGUUUCACGUCUGCAGGUCUUGUGUAGGCACCUCUCACUGCCGGCCGCCCAGCACAGUGUCUCCGCACGCAUCCCUCCGGCACCCCCCCCACCGUCCAAAGGCACCGAACACCGGUUGUAUUUUUUUAUUUAAUUACUCGUUACGUGCGUCUCAAACCUUUGAGGGAUCCGUGCCUCGCUGCAGCAUCGGCGAGCCCGCACGCUGUUCCUUGGCAUCUGGCGGUGUCUCCCUCUCUCCCCCGCUCUCCGCCCCGGGGCUGACCCUCGGCGGAGAUGCGCUCCCGGGUUUUCCCUCUCCCCGGGGGAAAAAGGGGCUGUUCUGCUCCGGGCACCUCUCUCAGCUGAAGGGGGCGGGAGCUGCAGCCUUGAAGUAGAAAAGGAAGAAGGAAAAGCAGCGGGGCGAGGAUGAGCGGUGCCGGACAGCGGUGGGCGGUGGGCUGAGCCUCCUGGGCACCGCGGGCUGCGGGAGGAGGAGGAGGCAGCAGAGGAUGCGGCGGGGCAGGGAUGCUGCGGCUGAGCACCCGUCUGCCUAAGGAGAGCAACAUCGUCCUCCGAGGGCAAGGAAGAAAGUGGGGGGAAAGCGGCGGAGCUCGCACAGAGCCCGCGGAGCCCUGCCAAGGACUGCCCGCCUGACGCCCCAGCAAAGUUUCCUGAGCUCGGUGACAAGAGGGGAGGAGGGAUGUGAGAUCCUUCUCCCCGCAGCUCACAGCUGGGCUUCCAGCCCCGGUUCUUCUGGGACGAGCCAUGGCUUUGGCAUCCCCGAGUGAAGGGUGAAGGUGAGACCCCGGGCAGCCGCUCCCUCCAUCGCCUUCCCCGGCUCCGCGCUCCAGCCCAGGAUUUCGAGGCAAAAGGAGACUGGAAACAGCCUUCUCAACGCAGCAUUCACCCUGUGAGGACUGAGGUGGCCUCCAAGACUCUUCCCAGCAUGUUCAGUGAAAAGAGCAGUGCCUCUUUGCCCCAAAAACCCACCCAGAAGAAGACCCGACCCCAGGGUCUCCCUUCCCCUGCUCUCUGCUGUGCCUGUGGACUCUGCAUCAUGCUAGCAGGGAUCAACAUCACCUUAGUGGGAGCAUUUGCCUUUGGGACCUUCCUCCCUGUGAACAACCCUCCCAUCAUCAUCGGGCCCAUCCUGCUGGUGGUGGCCUUCACGUUCUUUGGUGCCUGCUGCAUCUGCAGCCGCAGGCCCCCGGCCCACGGGGCCAGGAAAGCCAAACCAGGCUCUAACAUUGGGCUCAUCAAACCUGGCAACACUGCCUUUGAAAUUGAAACCAGCGAGCACACGGUGCAGGACACCACUGCUGUCCAGCUGAGCCCCACGAAUUCCCCCAUCUCCUCCAAAAAGUCCACACCGGUUCACGAGAACGCCAAGGCUUGCAAACUCUUCACCAUGGAAGGCAACGGGCCAGUGGCCAAAUACACCCCAGGGGGAGAGGCCAUACAGCUCAACCUGCCCAGGGACCUGGCCACAUCCUAAACCCGGGCAAAGCUUUUGUCAGCAGCCAGCCAAACGCUGCCAUGGGUGGGCUGGAAAUGUACCAUCAGUCAGAGGGGUGGGGACGGUGCUUGUGGAAAGCCAGCAGUCAGUCAGGUCUCUCUGAACCACUUCAAGGGAGAUGGAUGCCGCAGCAGAAAGAAAAAUAAUCCAGAUUUUUGCUGAAACAUGCCCAUUAUACAGUUUUAAAAAGAAAACUGAUAACGGUGCUGCUGUGAAAAGAUGAUCUUGGUUCCUGGAAAUAUGCUGCCAUUUUUGGGGAGCAGAUAGGAAGAGGGGAACGAAUUAAUUUUUCUGAUAUAAUGCGAGAGUUGGAAGGAGAGGCUACAUGGGACUGACAAAUGACAGCUCUUUCUUCUCAGAAGUGAAGCAAUUCUUGGACAUAAAAGAAGCAGGAAUGCAGUAAAUUACUGCUUGCUGCCACUCAGUCACGAGAAGAUUUCAGCAUUUUUAGUGCCAGACUUUUUGGCAGUAGGGACAAAGCUAUGUCUUUGCUACUGAAAAAGCAGUGUGAAACCAUCUCUCCUCUGUUGAAAUUUCUUGCCCCAUCCUGCCCUCAUUUGGGUGAUUUUACUGCCCAUUUUAAGAGAAGGAACCACAAGGAUCACAAUCAGCACUGGUAUUUUCCUCUCAUGUUAAUGAGUUUGAGCUGCAGCUGUGCUACUCCUCACAGUGUAUUUCUUGGAAGAUCAGUCAGGCUGGAUCCUUGGGGAUGAGCUCCUGGGGCAACCAGAGACUAACAGGAGCCUGCAAAUUAAAUUUUUGGGCCGUGAUUAUGUAUUGAGUACUAGGCAACAUUCUUCCCAUAUUUUUAUGGAAGGCUGGCCUGGGACACACCUCUGGGCAGGGGGUAGAUAACUGUAUGUGCUUCAGAAUAGCUCUGCUGGAAGAUGGUGACUGUGCCACCUUCCCUGAAGUGACUGUGAGAUCCAUUGCCCAGGAGUGGAUCCUUGCUGCAGGAAGUGGGGCUGCUCAGUGUGCUCAUGGGCUUGCAGAGCACUGGGAUGAGUUUGCAGAAGAGAAUUUAUCAAGAGCUGUUCCAAGCAAAGACGCCCCCUCUGCCUCAGAAAGACCCUAAUCUGAUGGAAUAAUGCUGCAAAGGAUUUGUGUUCUUCUCUGGGUGAUCUGGCUGGGAGCACAGUGCUGUGCUGAUGGGCUUUGCUCUGACUCCUGCUCACGUGUGGGACCAGUAUAGGGAAGGACAGCACUGCUAGGCAGGACUUGUAUGUGCAGCCACAAGAGAGUGGAUCUUGAGUAGGAAUGGCUGCACUCAUCCUCUGUUUAUGGUAACUCUAUAUUUGAAAUUUGGUUUUUGAGACUUUGAAUGACAAGGAAAUCAUCUGGACCUUACCACAUCACUACAGUGGCCCAGCUAGCCCAGAAUCCAGCUUAUGACAUGAGAGCAAGGUCAGGAGAGGAACAUAAAGACAGGGGAAAACCAGGAUGCUGCUUGCCAGAAGUGCUUUCCCAGCUUCCAAUGUGCUAUUGCUUAGGAGCUUCCUGAGCUGGAAGUGGUGCCUGUAUGUAGCAGCCCUGAAUGGAUUUCUCCCCAUGAAAUAAUCCAUGUCUG
Molecule: messenger RNA, 3753 nt
Organism: Haemorhous mexicanus (house finch)
Lineage: Eukaryota; Metazoa; Chordata; Aves; Passeriformes; Fringillidae
Gene: TMEM275
Product: transmembrane protein 275
Exons: 5
Coding region: 1617-2165 (182 amino acids)
Source: RefSeq, a predicted model, not a curated record